Messenger RNA from Pelagomonas calceolata, 1361 nucleotides. The record is from the annotation of a GenBank genome assembly. NCBI's taxonomy places the organism in Eukaryota, Pelagophyceae, Pelagomonadales, Pelagomonadaceae.
AUCGGUUGAGCCAGUGCCAACAACACGAAACAAACGCGGUUUGUCCGACGCCGUCGGCGCGCGGCCGGAAACAGACGCGGUUCGUGCACCGCGCAGCCCCCGCCGUCGGCGCGCUGCCCCCACGCUACAUCAUGGAGCUCCCCGGCACCGUCAAGCGGCGCGAGCUCGAUGGAGAGGGGCUGUGGAGGUGGACGCCGGUGAGCUUCGGGUUAAGUGCGGACGGCAUCGUCGCCGCGAAGGACCUGAAGUCUUGGAAUGUCAUUGUGGACGCGCGGGCGUGGCGCGCGGCGGACGCCGGCGACCCCGGCCCCUGUGGCUUCGACGUGGACACGGUGGGCGGCGGCGCCGAGUCUUAUAUUGCGGAGAGCGCCGCGGCGGCGGAGGAGUGGGUGAAAGCCAUCAAGCGGCGGGCGGCGGGCGAGGAGGCUUUGGAGGAGUUGGAGCCGGAGGCGCCGCCGCCGCCUCCUCCACAACGCCGGACCGUGUCCGAGGCCGAGGAGACGCCCGAGGACGAGCCCGAGGAUGAGUCGAAGCGGUCGGCGUCGCCGCCGCCCGCGCCGUCGACCGCCGUUGCGCGCCAGCAGGACCCGGAAGUGGUCGAGGACACCCUCGCGGUCGAUACGACGGACGCCGUGGAGCUGGCACGAGCUGAAACAGCGGAGGAUCGGACGCGCCGGGCCGUCGCGGCCGAGGCCGCCGCGCGGACGCAGGUCGCCGCCGUCCGCGAGGACCUGGCGGCCCUGGCGCUCCAGCGCGCCGGCGACGUCGAAGCGCGGUCCCAGGAGCGGCUGAAGGCCAGCGAGGCCGUCGCGAAGCAGAAGACGGAGACGCAAAAGUGGCGCGAGCGCUACGAGGCCUCCGAGCAUAGUAGGUUGUCGCAGAAGGGCCAGCUUGACGAGCUGAGGCGGUUGCAGAAGCAGUGCGCGCGGCUCGAAGGCCGGGCCGAGGCCCUCGAGGAGCGCGUGAAGAUCGAGGCGACGCGGCGGCGGAAAGCCGAGGCGGCCAGUGACGCCCACGAGAUGCGCGCCGUGCGGUUGCAGCAGCAGCUGGAUAUCGCCCACGACGAGGUCGAACUAUUGAGAGGAGCGCAGUCGCGGCAGCGCCGCGACCGCGACCGGUUGCUGUCGACCAUAAAUAGGACGGACGCGAUCGUGUAUGGGGGCAAGGCCCGGACGCCGCGGCCCUUCUUCGGUUCCAAGGACGUGCCGUCGACGACGCGGUCGCGGACGCGCGCGCGGUCGGACCAGGGCCGCCAGCCCGCGUGGCGGAGUUCCUUGGAUACGGGGCCGCGGUCGCGGCGGAAGCACGUAUCGCGGGCGGGGGAUUCUUCUGCGGGGGUGUAAUACGUAGUUCAGGGUUAA